AGGGCAUCCGGGUUGCAGCCUCCGGGUCCCAGCGUGGGGCAGGUGUCCCUCAAGCUGGGAUUGCAGGGGCCCAGAAUGGGGAUCUGUUGUUUGGACCGCAGGGCUUGAUCAAGCUCCCAGGUGCCCAUCCUGCCCUGCCAAAGACCAAUUUUUAAUUCACAGCCUCUGGCCUAGAAGCAAAGAGCAGACAUGGUCCUUUGCCAGGAGAGCCAGGCAUUGUGCCUUACUAGAGUGGGUUGAAGCGCCUUGCAAGAGGCAGACACAGUAAAAAUAUCCUUUCCCCUCCUGUCCCGGGUCACAGCUCAUCAGAGGAUUGCAAAUUGUGGCAGCAGCAGCAGCGCAGGAUGCCAGCUGCCGCCCGCCAGCCAGCCUGCCUCUCUGGGCCUCUCUCUUCCCACUGAGCCAAACAUGUCGAGCCAGCACGGUCAUGCCCCCUUCUCCAGCAUCCAGUCCAUGGCUGAUCACCCGCAGAUCCUGCCAGACCUGAGCGUCCUGCAGAGGCGAAUCCCCCUGACCUUCCGGGACUCGGCCACGGCGCCGCUGCGCAAGCUUUCUGUCGACCUCAUCAAAACCUACAAGCACAUCAAUGAGGGGUCCUACGCCAAGAAGAAGCGGCGGGCGCAGCAGGUGCCCCCCGAGGACUCGAGCACCAAGAAGGAGCGCAAGGUGUACAACGAGGGCUACGACGACGACAACUACGACUACAUCGUCAAGAGCGAGGAGCGCUGGCUGGAGCGCUACGAGAUCGACUCGCUCAUUGGCAAGGGCUCCUUUGGCCAGGGGGUGAAGGCCUACGACCACCACGACCAGGAGUGGGUGGCCAUUAAGAUCAUCAAGAACAAGAAGGCGUUUCUGAACCAGGCCCAGAUCGAGCUGCGGCUGCUGGAGCUCAUGAACCAGCACGACACGGAGAUGAAGUACUACAUCGUGCACCUGAAGCGCCACUUCAUGUUCCGGAGCCACCUGUGCCUGGUCUUUGAGCUGCUCUCCUACAACCUGUACGACCUGUUGCGCAACACCAACUUCCGGGGCGUCUCGCUCAACCUCACCCGCAAGUUUGCCCAGCAGCUGUGCACGGCUCUGCUCUUCCUGGCCACGCCCGAGCUCAGCAUCAUCCACUGCGACCUCAAGCCCGAGAACAUCCUGCUCUGCAACCCCAAGCGCAGCGCCAUCAAGAUCGGGGGUGAGGGCGAUCAUCAACUUUGCCAGCUAGGCCAGCGUAUCUACCAGUACAUCCAGAGCCGCUUCUACCGCUCGCCGGAGGUGCUGCUCGGCAUGCCGUACGACCUGGCCAUCGACAUGUGGUCCCUGGGCUGCAUUCUGGUGGAGAUGCACACUGGGGAGCCACUCUUCAGCGGCUCCAAUGAGGCAGACCAGAUGAACAGGAUUGUGGAGGUGCUGGGGCUGCCGCCCCCCCACAUGCUGGAGCAGGCGCCCAAGGCCCGGAAGUACUUUGACAAGCUGCCCGAGGGGGGCUGGGCCCUCAAGAAGAACAAGGAGAUUAAAAAGGAGUACAAGGUGCCGGGCACACGGCGACUGCAUGAGGUGCUGGGGGUGGAGAGUGGGGGUCCUGGGGGGCGCCGAGCGGGCGAGCUGGGCCACUCGCCCUCCGACUACCUGAAGUUCAAGGACCUGGUGCUGCGCAUGCUGGACUACGAG
Molecule: messenger RNA, 1659 nt
Organism: Pelodiscus sinensis (Chinese soft-shelled turtle)
Lineage: Eukaryota; Metazoa; Chordata; Testudines; Trionychidae
Source: RefSeq, a predicted model, not a curated record